Messenger RNA from Ostertagia ostertagi, 270 nucleotides. The record is from the annotation of a GenBank genome assembly. Lineage: Eukaryota; Metazoa; Nematoda; Chromadorea; Rhabditida; Trichostrongylidae.
AUGCUUAAAGUUGGAGAUGAGUUCCGCCACCGGUUUUCCUAUACGCAGCAGGACGUUAAUGAUUAUGCCCGUAUCAGCGGCGAUACAAACCCAUUACAUACCGACGAGGCGGCCGAUCACGAGUAUGAGGCUGUUGUGAAAGUAAAAGAGAUAUUCCCGGAAAAAAACAGAAUUACUUAUGAAUGUGCAGUUUACGAUCCCGCCAGUGGCGACCAGACCAUUGCCGGCGAAGCCACAUUGCUAAAUAAAAAGCAAUACAUCUGGGAUUAA